This is a messenger RNA of Geodia barretti, 708 nucleotides long. Lineage: Eukaryota; Metazoa; Porifera; Demospongiae; Tetractinellida; Geodiidae. The record is from the annotation of a GenBank genome assembly.
AAUGGCAUUGACUCCCUCCCCCAACUCCGCGACUGCAUCGUCGGUUGUUGCCACUGCCCCCGGCUGGUAGCCCACCGGGAACAUAUAGCUCACGUCAAGGUUGCCAGGCACCGUGAGGAAGAUUAUUGGGGUAAGCCCGUGCCGCCCUUUGGUGACCCCGAUGCGAAAAUCCUGAUAUUGGGGCUUGCGCCGGCAGCCCACGGCGGGAAUCGCACAGGUCGAUCUUUUACAGGAGACCCCAGCGGCGAUUGGUUGUUUGGGGCACUUCAUCGAGCAGGGUUUGCAAGUCAGCCGACGUCCACAUCGUCCAAUGACGGCCUUAGUUUAAACGAUGUGUACAUCACUAAUGCCGUGCGAUGUGCCCCGCCGGACAACAAGCCCAAUCCGGACGAGAAGUUGGCCUGCCGUCCAUUCCUGGUCAAGGAAUUGGAAUUGAUGCAGGAGGUAAGGGUCGUAAUACCUCUGGGCAAGUUCGCUUUCGACGCUUACCUGCAAACCCGAUCAGCGGCGGGCCUGACCAACCCGAAGCCACGGCCAACCUUUGGACACGGAAACACCUGUCUGUUGGACGGAGGGGUAACCUUGCUGAGUUCCUAUCAUCCAAGUAGGCAAAACACUCAGACCGGGAAACUCACCCUGCAGAUGCUUGAUGACAUAUUCCUGGCGGCCAAAGAGCUAAUCGCCGACGGAAACCCAGACAAGCGAUGA